This is a messenger RNA of Tachyglossus aculeatus (Australian echidna), 612 nucleotides long. It is a transcript of the gene SFTPC, whose product is annotated as surfactant protein C. Gene Ontology annotation, cellular component: extracellular region; alveolar lamellar body. The transcript is spliced from 5 exons. Bases 40 to 606 code for a protein of 188 amino acids. The record is from RefSeq and is a predicted model, not a curated record. Gene Ontology annotation, biological process: respiratory gaseous exchange by respiratory system. Lineage: Eukaryota; Metazoa; Chordata; Mammalia; Monotremata; Tachyglossidae.
GGGGCUACCCGUCGUGCCAGGGCUGGGCCGCUCAGCGAGAUGGAUGCCAGCAAAGAAGUCCUGAUGGAGAGUCCGCCGGACUACUCUGUGGCCCCCCGGGGCCGGCUCGGGAUCCCCUGCUGCCCUUUCCACCUCAAGCGGCUGCUCAUCAUCGUCGUGGUGGUCGUGCUCAUCGUGGUGGUUGUCCUGGGGGCCCUGCUCAUGGGACUGCACAUGAGCCAGAAGCACACGGAGAUGGUCUUGGAGAUGAGCAUUGGGGGGCCAGGGGCCCAGCAGCGCCUGGCUCUGAGUGGCCACGAAGGCACCGCCACCUUCUCCGUGGGGGCCACGGGCACUGUGGUGUAUGACUACUAUCGGCUCCUCAUUGCGUACCAGCCCUCCCCGGGGGCCACCUGCUACGUCACUAAAAUGGCUCCGGAAAAUAUCCCCAGCCUGGAUGCCAUCACUCGUGAGUUCCAGAGCUACCAGGCCAAACCCUCCAUGCCAGCCGCAAAGGUGGAACAAGAAGAGACCAAGGACGCUAGCCCCACGGCCCUGGCAGAUCGCUCCCUCCUGAGUACCACAGUGAAUGUCCUGUGUGGUGAGGUGCCCGUCUACUACAUCUAGAGGGCA